Messenger RNA from Grus americana (Whooping crane), 2870 nucleotides. RefSeq names its product polypeptide N-acetylgalactosaminyltransferase 3 (gene GALNT3). The transcript is spliced from 10 exons. The record is from RefSeq and is a predicted model, not a curated record. Gene Ontology annotation, cellular component: Golgi apparatus. Lineage: Eukaryota; Metazoa; Chordata; Aves; Gruiformes; Gruidae. Bases 224 to 2050 code for a protein of 608 amino acids.
GCCCGCCCGGCUUCAGCCUCCUGGCGCUGUGGGCGGCCUCCCGGCCGGGGCGGGAGCGACUUGAGGGCGCCGGCUUCUCCCUGUGCCUGCGGCCGCUCCCGCGACCAGCGUCUUCGUCUUCCUCCCGCUGGGCGAGGUGUUAUAAUUUCAAGAAAUGCUGUGAGCUAUUUGAAGACCAUCAUUCACAGAAACUUUUGUCUUGUGAUAAGUUUUUAAAACUAGAAUGGCUUUGAAAAAAACGUCUAAGCUACUCAAGAAAUUAUUUUUUCACUGGAAACUGUGGAAGUUUAGCAUUAUUGUGUUAGUCUUUCUGGUAUUUUUAUUUUUAUUACAAAGAGAAGUGGGCAUUCAAGAUUUUAAAGAUGAAGCAGGGAUUGAGCCAGUGGUUGGAAAGAAAAGUCAUGUAUUAGGACUUGUGUUAAAUGCUAUGAACAAUAUCAAAGGUGCAAAGCCAAAAAUGCAGAUAAAAGCACCUGUUAGGCAAACUAAGAUUCCUGGAGAGAGACACUGUUUGCCAGGGUACUAUACUGCAGUGGAACUAAAACCCUUACUAGAUCGACCCCUUCAAGAUCCUAAUGCUCCUGGAGCUUCUGGUAAAGCAUUUAAAACCAUCAACUUAAAUUCAGAAGAACAGAAAGAAAAACAGCAUGGAGAAGAAAAACACUGCUUCAAUGCAUUUGCAAGUGAUAGGAUUUCUUUACACCGAGAUCUUGGACCAGACACUCGACCUCCUGAAUGUAUUGAACAAAAGUUUAAGCGUUGCCCACCAUUGCCAACCACAAGCAUUGUAAUAGUUUUUCAUAAUGAAGCAUGGUCCACUCUGCUCAGAACUGUUCACAGUGUGAUGUAUACGUCUCCUGCCAUACUGCUAAAGGAGAUUAUUUUGGUGGAUGAUGCCAGUGUAGAUGAAUACUUGCAUGAUAAACUAGAUGAAUAUGUGAAACAAUUUCAAAUAGUUAAAGUAGUCCGUCAAAAGGAAAGAAAAGGUCUAAUCACUGCACGGUUGUUGGGAGCAUCAGUAGCAACAGGAGAGACCCUUACCUUUCUGGAUGCUCAUUGUGAAUGCUUUUAUGGCUGGUUAGAGCCAUUACUGGCAAGAAUAGCCGAGAACCCUGUCGCUGUUGUAAGCCCUGAUAUUGCUUCUAUAGAUCUCAAUACUUUUGAAUUUAGUAAACCAUCUCCUUAUGGGCAUAACCACAACAGAGGAAAUUUUGAUUGGAGUUUGUCAUUUGGAUGGGAGUCUCUUCCGAAACAUGAAAAUAAAAGAAGAAAAGAUGAAACCUAUCCAAUUAGAACACCUACUUUUGCUGGAGGUCUCUUUUCAAUAUCAAAAGACUACUUCGAACACAUUGGAAGCUAUGAUGAAGAAAUGGAAAUAUGGGGAGGUGAAAAUAUAGAAAUGUCUUUCAGAGUAUGGCAAUGUGGUGGACAGUUGGAGAUCAUGCCUUGCUCUGUUGUUGGCCAUGUCUUUCGCAGCAAGAGUCCUCAUACUUUCCCAAAAGGUACUCAGGUGAUCACACGUAAUCAAGUCCGCCUUGCAGAAGUCUGGAUGGAUGAAUAUAAAGAAAUAUUUUACCGAAGAAACACAGAGGCAGCAAAAAUUGUGAAACAAAAAACAUUUGGAGACAUCUCAAAAAGACUUGAAUUAAGGCAGCGUCUGCAGUGUAAAAAUUUUACCUGGUAUCUCAGUAAUGUUUAUCCAGAAGCGUAUGUUCCAGACUUGAAUCCUUUGUUUUCUGGAUUUUUAAAAAACAUAGGUAACCGCAUGUGUCUGGAUGUUGGUGAAAAUAACCAUGGUGGCAAACCAUUGAUUAUGUAUUCUUGUCAUGGACUUGGAGGAAAUCAGCUUCUUUCUCUGCCACUAGGACUCACACUGUCAAGGAAGAUAUUGGUGGGAACCCGGCCAAUGGGAGACGAGGUGGCCAGGCCUGAGCCACCUUCCCUAUCAUGCUUGCAGCCUUAUAGCGUGAGGUCAAAGUGGUCUAUCCUGUACUGGCUAAUGCAAGUGAAUAAUAUGAUUGAAUUUGUGCAAGAAGAGAGCUCUCUUUGAUGCAUAGCUCUUGGAGGCAGCGGUGGUGCUCUGUUUCUUCUACAGUAUGACUUGCAAUAGAUGUCAGAUAAUGAGUCCCUCAGGCAUUACUGUAAUACUAAUAAAAGUAACAUCUCCUUCCCUGCCCAGAAAUGAACAUUUCUCUGUUGCCUUAAAGAGUUAUUUGGGGAAUAAAGUUUAUUAACUGUUGGUCCUUAAUAACUAAAGGUCAACAAAGGUUUAAAAGUUUUUGUUAGAAUAUUAGCCUUUUUGCAUUGUCACAGUCAUUAAUGUGGGAAUGCUGUACCAAGAUAUUGUAUUAAGAGAUCUGCUGUAUGCUUCUGUUUCAUCUCUCUCUAGUUACCUUGGACUGUACUAAACCUCUAUGCUUUCAAGUGUUUUGUGCUUUUUGUUUUUCCUCCUGUCAUAAAAUAACAGUCUGAAUCCCUUUAAAUGCAAGCCUUCAGACAAUUUUAAUAUGUGUUAUGCUGGUAAUGCUCAAGAGAUGUGCAUAUUUGCUUACUCAACCCUUCUCAUUACAAUACUCUAUCUUCGUUUGUGUUAUAUUCUUUACCAGACUUUAGCAGUGUAGGCUGAGAUUUUCCAUGCUGCCUAUCUUCUUUGUCCAUAUAUUUGAGAUAGGAGAAGAGAAUGGAAGAGAGAACCUAGUUUUCAGAGUUGUACAUCAAUUGUUUAUCAUUAUUUAAAUAGUACUUUGAAUAUUCUGCACACCAUGAAAUUCGACAUAACAUUCAGAAGGAGCUUUGUCUGCAUGCUUCUAAAGGACCUGUGCAGCUUCGCGAAUGUAACUACAAAGGCCAGAAAACCUUUGCCAUUGGAG